Cooperia oncophora is the source of this 537-nucleotide messenger RNA. NCBI's taxonomy places the organism in Eukaryota, Metazoa, Nematoda, Chromadorea, Rhabditida, Trichostrongylidae. The record is from the annotation of a GenBank genome assembly.
AUGUUUCGAUAUGACGCGGGUCGGGCAAAAAACCAACAAGCAGCCGAGGGCAGACACAAUGGCUCGGGAAUCGCUAUAAAAGCCCGUACACAGCUCGAAACCAUAGCCAACCAUGAGAAUUCUCUUUUUCCUGGUCUUAUUUUCCGUCGCUACUGCAGUGCCCGAACUGCUAUUUUGGCCGUUCCUGACUGCUAUUUGCCGUUCUUGGAAGCGACUACUCCAUGUACGUCAGCAAGUGAUUGCCCCUCCAAUGCUUGCAUUCACAGUAUCAAUCGGAUGCAAAGAGUCUGUUGCGAACCGAAGAAAGGCAGCGUUCAGCCGGUUUGCUCAUCUGGAAAGCCGGCACCUCUGCCUAUACUGUGCGAUCCACAGAACACUGAGGAUGCCUGUCCAGACGACUACGAAUGCCGUGAGAGUACUACCGACUUCGAGAAGGUAGGACAGAGUUUUCUAAGUUCCUCAGUUUUGUGCUCUCAGAUAGUCGAGAGCUCUACAUCUCCCUUCACUCAAGCACUAUCCCACAAAGCCUGUAUGUAG